AAACUGUAGUCCGCUUAAAUUAAUCAAAAACCAAAUUGUGUAUUAAUAAAUCAAUUAAGACCGGCCGUCGUGGUCUUUGUUUAAGCUUCAACUGGGUCGUUGAGACAGGAAUUUACAGAAUUACAGGCUUAUAAGCUCGGUUUUGACCAGAUUCCAACUCUGAUCAUUGCCUCAUCUCUGCAUCUUUCAUCGUCAGCGCCACUUCUUCGAAUUCAGCUGCUAUUUUACUAGUUUCGAUUGGAUUGGACUACAAUUUAUUUCGGUUUAUUUGUGAUUGAAAGAUAUGCAGUCAGGUUAUGAUCUCAGUCAAUUGAUUCAAGAAGCUCAAGUUCGGUGGCUGAAGCCGCCAGAGGUACUCUUCAUAUUACAGAAUCACAAGGACCAUCAACUCACAGACAAGCCUCCCCAAAGGCCAUCUAGUGGAUCAUUGUUUCUUUUCAACAAGAGGGUCCUUCGUUUUUUCCGUAAAGACGGGCAUAGUUGGCGUCGCAAAAGGGAUGGAAGAACAAUUAGUGAAGCACAUGAACGGCUUAAGGUUGGAAAUGCUGAAGCUCUAAACUGUUAUUAUGCACAUGGAGAUCUCAAUCCCAAUUUUCAGAGACGUAGCUAUUGGAUGCUCGAUCCCGGAUUUGAGCACAUUGUUCUUGUUCAUUACAGAGACAUAACAGAGGGAAGGCACAAUGGCGAUUCCGUUCUACAAUUAUCACCUGAAUCUUAUGCAACUCUGUCUCAUGUUCCCAGUUCCAAUACUACUCAGUUUGCAGGCUCCACUGAUGUUAUUAGUGACCUUCAUGACCCAUAUCAUAGUGCAUCUAGUCCUGGUUCCAUGGAAGUUAGUUCCAAUGCAAUAAUAAAGAGUGACAGUAUGAACUACUUUGACAUGAGAAAAAGUACAGAGGAGCUUAAUACAUCACCCAAUCUUGAAAUUAAUAAAGCAUUGAGGCGACUUGAGGAGCAAUUAAGUUUAAAUGAUGAUAGCGUAGAACAAAUGGGCUUAAGCUACCCCGGGCAUGAAGACUCAAAAAAUAUAGGACAUGCUGUCUGUUAUCAAAGUCUCCCUCAGUCUGCUGUAAUGCAAGAUGACUUGAACAGCCUUAUGUUGCAACAAUGUUCUGGUGAAAAAAACAAGGAACAUUACUAUCAACAGUUUGGGGAUGGUUUUUCCAUUAAUGAAGAAGCUGCAGCUUGGAAUGGGAUGCUAGACUGCUUUACUGAUUCGGCCGGUGUUGGUCAAGGACAUAAACAUGUAAAAAUAUCGAAUGGAAAUGCUAUUGUUUCACCUUCGCCAGUCAAGGAGCCAUCAGAAGAACAAGAUAUUUCUGAAUGGAUAAAUUUUGACGCUGAAACUCCUGAGAAUUCUUCCAAUGUGCUGUCUCAAGAAGCUGAAACAUUCAGAUUUUCUGCACCUCCUCAUGCAAUGAAUUACUAUGAAGCCAACCCCUAUCAAGAAAUGUUUCAACAAGAUCAGAUUGGCGUGCCUCUUCAAGCAACUCCUAGUUCGACCAUCUCUAUUAAUUACAAGUUUACUUUGCAUGAGAUAUCACCUGAUUGGGGUUAUGCCAAUGAGACUACAAAGGUUAUCAUUAUUGGAUCAUUUGUUUGUGAUCCAUCAGAUCACGGAUUGACUUGUAAGUUUGGUGACAUUGAAGUUCCUAUUGAGAUUAUUCAGGAAGGUGUCAUCCGUUGCCAUGCCCCACCUAACUUGCCUGGUAAAGUAACACUGUGUAUAACCUCUGGCAAUCAUGAAUCCUGUAGUGAAUUUAGGGAAUUUGAAUACCGUGUCAAUCCAAGUAGUUGGCAUCAAAGCAAUGUACCUAAAACAGAAAAAAGCACAAAUUUGGAAGAACUCUUGCUGCUUGUCAGACUUGUUCAGAUGCUUUUAUCGGAUUCGCCAGUUCAGAAAAUAGAAAAUUCUAGAUCAGACAUUUGUCUCUUGGACAAAGUCAAAGCUGGCGAAGAGUCAUGGACCCAGGUUAUUGAGGCUCUUCUAGUUGGCACGUGGACAUCAUCUAGCACAAAAGAUUGGCUCCUAGAAGAGCUUCUGAAAGAAAAGAUGUGCCAUUGGCUUUCUUCUAGACUGUUGGAGGGAUCUGACCAUGCACAAUGUUUCUUGUCCAAGAAAGAACAAGGUAUUAUACACAUGGUUUCGGGAUUAGGAUUUGAGUGGGCCUUGAACGCGAUUCUAGACGCUGGAGUCAGCGUAGACUUCCGUGAUAUUAAUGGCUGGACAGCUCUCCAUUGGGCUGCACGUUUUGGAAGGGAAAAGAUGGUUGCUGAGCUUUUAGCAUCUGGUGCCUCAGCUGGGGCACUUACAGAUCCUUAUUCACAAGAUCCAACUGGUAAAACACCAGCAUCCAUUGCUGCCUCCUGUGGACACAAGGGGCUUGCAGGCUAUCUUUCUGAGGUGUCAUUAACCAGCCAUCUUUCAUCACUUACGAUGGCAGAAAGCGAACAAUCUAAAAACUCUGCUGAGGUUGAAACAGAAAGAACUUUAGAUAGUCUCUCGAACACAAAUCUCACUGCCGUUGACCAUCAGCUUCCCCUUAAACAGACUUUAGCUGCAGUUCGUAAUGCUUCUCAGGCUGCUGCACGUAUACAAUCCGCUUUUCGUGCUCAUUCUUUUAGGAAGAGGCAAGCAGCAUCUACGACUGCUACUGAUGAUAGUGGAGAUGCAUACAGUUUACUUUCACAUGAUGUCUAUGGGCUUUCAGCUGCAUCAAAGUUGGCCUUUCGCAAUACACGGGACACCAAUGCUGCUGCUUUAUCUAUCCAGAAAAAAUAUCGUGGUUGGAAAGGUCGUAAAGACUUCCUUGCAUAUCGCAAAAAAGUAGUGAAGAUACAGGCUCAUGUGAGAGGUCAUCAGGUACGGAAAAACUACAAAGUUAUAUGUUGGGCCGUUGGUGUUUUAGAGAAGGUUGUGCUAAGGUGGCGCAGGAGGAGGAGCGGUCUUAGAGGAUUCCGGCCUGAAGCAGGGUCAAUUGAUGAAGUUGAAGAUGAAGACAUUGUAAAGGUUUUUCGUAAACAGAAAGUGGAUGUAGCUAUUGAUGAAGCUUUGUUAAGGGUGCGGUCCAUGGUUAAUUCUGAAGAGGCACGAGAACAAUAUCACCGCAUGCUUGAAAAAUAUGGCCAAGCCAAGGCAAAGCUUGAAGGCUCAACGAGUGAAGCAUCAACGUCAAGUGAAAUAUCGAAUAUGGAAAAUGAUGGCGGCAUAUAACAGUUGAGUGCAGAGGAAAAAGGCUGCCAUUCUAACUACUUUGUUCAUUAGGAUAAAUUUGAGGCUUCUACUGGCUUGAGUUUACACAGUCGGUAUAUAGUGAUUUGUACAUAAGGUGUUCUCAGCUGGGAGUACAAUAGUAUAGUUAAUAAUUUGUCUGUGUAUUAUGAGUUUAUUGUAUAUUUGUACGGUGGAUAUGACUUGUAAUGUAGUGCCCCCGUAUAUGGGAAAGGUAAAAAUGGCUGAGAAAAAUAAUUGUAAUGUAGGUAGCAUGUUUGUGAAAUGUGAAUACUGCUGACUGGAAACUAUCAUCCGAUUAUUUAUUAUAUUGGAAAUUAACUGUAUUGUAGGAUGUUUUUGAAA
Messenger RNA from Daucus carota subsp. sativus, 3577 nucleotides. Its product is annotated as calmodulin-binding transcription activator 4. Gene Ontology annotation, cellular component: nucleus. The record is from RefSeq and is a predicted model, not a curated record. Gene Ontology annotation, molecular function: protein binding; double-stranded DNA binding; transcription coregulator activity. Lineage: Eukaryota; Viridiplantae; Streptophyta; Magnoliopsida; Apiales; Apiaceae. The transcript is spliced from 13 exons. Gene Ontology annotation, biological process: regulation of transcription by RNA polymerase II. The coding region runs from base 284 to 3214 and encodes 976 amino acids.